Messenger RNA from Gopherus evgoodei (Goodes thornscrub tortoise), 5045 nucleotides. It is a transcript of the gene ATP6AP1L, whose product is annotated as ATPase H+ transporting accessory protein 1 like. Gene Ontology annotation, cellular component: proton-transporting V-type ATPase complex. The transcript has 8 exons. The record is from RefSeq and is a predicted model, not a curated record. Lineage: Eukaryota; Metazoa; Chordata; Testudines; Testudinidae. The coding region runs from base 419 to 1375 and encodes 318 amino acids.
CUUGGCUGUGUGCCCAGCUGCCAGUGCCAGGGCUGCCCCCGGCGUGUCUCCCUUCCGCCGGCGGAGCCGCGGUCUCCUGCACCAGGGUGUCCAGAUUGGACAGGCCCGAUAUUUGGGACAUUUUCUUCUAUAGGGGCCUAUUACCUCCACCACCCUCCCGAUUUUCACUCUUGCUAUCUGGUCACCCAAUUCCCCACCACCACCACCACGUGGCUGCCCCCAGCUGGGCUGGACACGCUAGCACUAGAGUUGCCAAUUUUGACUGGACCUGAUCCUGGAGUUUUCGUCACAUGACAGAAUCUUUAAUUAAAGAUUAAUCUUUAAUUCGUGGAGACUCCAGGACAAUCUGGUGGUUUGGCAACCCUACCUGGUGCUGCUGGGCUGGUGCGAUACAGGAUUUUCAGUCUCUGUGGAUCAAAUGUUCGUAAGAAUGGAUGGAAGUUCACAUGCAUUUUCAUACCAAGAGCUGCCCCAGAGAAAUGACCGACGUUAUGAGGGUGGUGUGAAGCCAAAACAUAACUUAAAACAAGUAGCAAUUACACAGGUGGUCAGUUACAACUUGAGCAGAAAAGGACAAUCAGAAAGAGACUCUUGGAGGACAUGGCCACACAGCCCUGUGAAUGUCACUGUUAAUGGAAGUCCAUGCAUUCUUUUCUGGGCAAGGAGGAUAAUGAUUAAAUUUAAAAAUCAUACACAGCUGGACUUGACAGAGAAGACAUUUGGCGUUCACGCAACUGUGGAUGUUGGAGAUUCCAACUGCAGUGAAGACAGUGCAAUGCUUUCACUUAAGUUUGGUGACAUGGACAACCUCAAGGGGCUUGUUAUUAGAUUUUUAUUGAUAAAGAGUUAUUACAAGCUGUCUGUUCAGAACUGGUUUCGUUUAUGCAGAAUACAGCUGCUUUACAACCAUUCUAUGCAAGCAACAUUUAACGCAACCAGAAUAUACGCUCCAGCAAGUUAUUCCUAUCACUGUGAACAUGUGAGCAGCUUGCAGAGGUAUGAUGCACUCCUGAUGCCCAGCUCCGCAAAUGAUGUGUCCAGGCUCUGGGAAAUCACUUUUAUCAAUUUCCAGAUUCAAGGCUUUAACAUUGAAGGAGGACAGUUUGCUUAUGCCAAAGAUUGUGCAUCCUUUUUUUCACCAGCAAUUCUGAUGGGCUUGAUUAUGUCACUGGUUCUGCUUCUAGUCCUGGCCUAUGCUCUCCAUAUGUUGAUCCACCUGAAGUCUCUUGAUAGGCAUUAUGAAAGCAAAGCCUCUCCUGCCUAUUUUGCACAAAUGAAAGACAGUGACAUGGUAGAUGAAAAAGAACCACUGAGAAGCAAUGGAAAUGAGUCUUAUGAACUUAGAAGUCAACAGUUCUGUAAAGUCUAUAUUUAGAAGAGUGUCUCUCUUUCCGGCUAUUGGUAUUUUCUUUCUGCUAUUCUGUCCUGUUUAGUUGUACAGUAGCUAAAAAUGUUCACCAAAUGAUUUAUUUGAUUAAAGAAAAAAUAAAUAUAUCAGACUGCUUGUUUAGCCAUUCUCUGGCUUAUUGCUUGAGACCCAGUUAAAAGAUGUCUUGGAAAUCAGAACAAUAGAAAAAUCUCCCAUGGGAGUGAGGGAAUGAAGAUGGUGAGCGUCUGCUCUCAUAUUACAAAAACAAUUCAUUACAGCCACCUUACAAACACUGAACAGAGGAACUGGUAAAAGAACCUUAGGGUUAAAUAAAGAUUAAUAAUUAACAUUAAGAUGAAUAAUAUCUCCUAACUCAUCUCCUCAAAGGGUGAGAUUUUUCCUUGCACUGUAUUUUUUAUUGGUCUGUUUAUUGGUCUGUAUUAAGUGUCCCUGGCAAAACAGCUUCCAUCCUUUCCUUAGAAAGCAUAUGCAACAGUAUAAAUAGAUUCCACCCAUUAGAAGUCUUUGCUGAUUCUCAUCUUAAGUUUUUCUUGUCUUAAUUUUGUUCAGUUAUUUCUAGUUUUAUUCCCCGUGUGCCAUCAUGAAAAUCCUUCUCCUCCUUGUUUAUACUCUCCACAUACAUAAAGACCAUUUUGAUAUCAUCCACCUCCCCAGUGAAAUGGUGAUGGAUCUUUGGAACUGUGGCAUCUCAAAUGUUUUUGUAUGUUUUGGCAUGAGACUUACUUUGUUGAGGUGCUGGUGGAGCUGUAGACAUCUGGCCAUAGACUUUCCCAUACUUCACCUGCUGAGCUUUAUGCCAAGAGAGAGAGUAUGGGUUUUACACACUUUAAUUCUAGGCUAAUUUUUUUGCAACUAAAUCUUGUCAGUCUCCCAUGCAAGACAUUGAAGUCACAGCUACAUGGUGGUUCUACACCUAAAAAUACAUAUAAAGUAUGUUGGCUGGAAGCCACCAGCAGUGCAAGGGGUAUUUAGAAACAAGACAUAAUUUUCACUUCUCCCUCCUGUGGGAGAUUAAAAUUUCAUCUUGUUAACAAGCCUAUCAAUUGACAUUGCCAGGGUUAGAGAACCCAAAAUUAGUCUUAAUUUUGCUCUUGCUCUCAGCAAGAAGGAAGGUGAUAAUGAGCUACCUAUGUUACUAUUGGGCCAAAGUUAAUCCUAAAAGAAUAUUUUGGCAAAUCUUUUGCAAACCCAGAUUUAGUAACCAACCCUCUUUUUAAUUUUAGAGAAAAGAAGCUAAUCGAUAGAAUAUGUUCUUUCCAAACUGUAGUUAAACAUGAAUCUAUUUUAGGGUUUCUUGCACUCAUGGAGAUAUGUCCUAAACUCCUGUUGGGAGUGCAUUGCAGUUAGACAAUUCAUCAGGCCCAGCAACAGAGAGACGUGCUGGUGAAGUCAUUCUGGAGCAAGUGGUUCACUGAGUGAGGUACUUCAAAAAGAUCCUUGUUGAACAAUAAGCAGGAGUAAGUGACAGACUGUAAAGCUGCCCUCUAGGCUGCCAAAGCACACUCUCACAGAUGAAGAUGAUCCAGUCCUAUAAGACAAAAAUCUGGAUUUGCACAGUCAGUUUGAGAGUUGCAGUCAGAGCAUUUUGAGUGUGUCAUAUAAACAACAUUUUAGAACAAUUAGGACAUUCUAAAACAAGCAAAGUUGAUCAAAAUUAAUUGGUUGCUUAAAAAUGGGCUGAACUGGCACAAACUUCCAGUCUGCCCAUCCAACAUUUGCUUAAGAUCAAGUUUUAGUACAAUGAAGAAACAACUUAUAUUUGUUAAAACAAAUACAUAUUAAUACUACCAUUCUUUGUUUUGUUUCAAACAUGAUUUGCAGAUCAUAUCAGGCGUAUUACUUGGUACAGAGCAUUAAACAUAAAAACAUGUUGCUUUUUUGUAAGUUUAUUUCAUAUCUUCAGCAGAAGAAAAGGUCAAAUGUAGAAACUGACCCAACUCCUUUUGAAGUCAAUGGAAAGGCUUUCAUUGUCUUCAGUGGAUGUGGGAUAAGACCCACAGUUAGUACAUUCAGUUGUCACUAUCUGAGUCAAUAGUUACACUGAAUUAAAUGGAUCAGCAAAUUAAUAUCAGUCAUAUGUUUUAUCUGCUCUAGUUUAAUCUUUACAUAAAUGCAUCCACAAAUCUGGAAGGAUUCACUUAUGCAGGAGUCUAAGGGAGUUCAGGUGAUGUGUAAACUAUUGUUGUUUGUGGAAAAUUCAUCACCUAUUGUCACUGGAAUUUUAUAUAGAUACCUAACGGAAUAAUCAAAGUGGAGAUAACCAAGAUCAGCAAUAUAUAGAUAUGGGUCCAUUAAUUAGCCAGUAGCACCCAAAGGCUGUAGACUGCAAAGUUUUGACUUGAAGCAUUCACUUUUUAGAUUCCAUGCACAAUGAUCAGAUGAGAAGCUUUACACUUAAGAAAGUACUAGACAUCAGUAUUUAUUGGAAUGUAUUGGCCCUUCAGAUCCGCAACCAACUCUGUUUCAUGCUUGAUUUUGUAAAGAGUGGUUUUAGUAAUAAACCCAACAUAUUUAUUUAGAUGUAUAGAGAAUUAUUUUAGAAACAUCUAUUUCAAGCACCUUAGUCCAAUUAGCCGCCCUCCCCAACAAACUACCACCAGAUAAAGCAGUUUCUUCUAACCACAAAACCAGACAAUACCAGCGACAGAUGAAACCAUACCUAGCCAAUGCCCCUGGACUCACAAAUGCCAAUUCUUAUCAUGCCUCUCACUACAAUAGGAUUGGUAAAUAGAUGGGCCUCACAGCACGCUUUGGAGGUCAAUAGAUUAGGAUUGUUUUGGAACUAAGGUGGGGAGGAAGUUCCAAAAUUGAGGACUCCCCAAGGAAAAUGCCCUAGCUAGCAUCUCCUUCACUCUUAAAACCACUGGGGCUCCAGCAAGACUACAUCAGCCACACCUGUGAGAAUAUUGCCCAGGGGAAAGGCAGUCCCUCAAGUGGACUUGGGGUUUAUGUUAAUAAUAGCGUUUUGUGGAGCUGUGUUCAAGUGCACAUUACAAGGAAGGAUCCAUUUGAUCUCACUGCCCUGUUCCGUAUUAAAAGAGGGUCACUGGUAAAAAGUGUCCUUAUGAGCCACUUUUCAUUAACAAAAUCAAUCUUGGUUCUUGGGUUCCAGAUGUCUACCUUGCUUUGUUUAGAUUCAACAUCAUAUGCAGUGUAAGGAGUAUAGACUUAUUAUGGGGAACUGGUCAGCCUUUAAGAUAACUGCUCAUAUCCUCCACCCCGAGCCCGCAAAGGUUCUGGAACCUAUGUUACUUGUUAAAAGAAAUAAUCAAGACAGAAGUCAACUUUCCUUCAAAAACCACUAGCACUCCUAUUUGGGCACCAGUUACUGGAGGACUAUAGAGCAGUUCACCGUGUUCCUUCUUUUAUUUACCUUGGGGACUCCUUAGGUUCUGAACCCUAAUGUCUGGGAAAGAAACAUCUAAAAACACACAUUUUCAAUUCCUCUGCUGUAUACUGGUAGUGUAGGAGGGUAUCAUUCUUGAAGUGCUGACUGUUGCUUCAGAUCCUUUCCUUUUCUUUCAUGAGCCUGAUCAGAGCUGUACGGCAUCUCUUGAUUUUUGCUAUUGUUUAAUCUAUAGUGUUUCUCUCAGGAUUUAGGUGACAUACCACAAUUGCCUGCACUAUUGGAUUGCAGUCCCUUAAAUAAAUUGUG